Podarcis lilfordi (Lilford's wall lizard) is the source of this 25244-nucleotide messenger RNA. The record is from the annotation of a GenBank genome assembly. Lineage: Eukaryota; Metazoa; Chordata; Lepidosauria; Squamata; Lacertidae.
UCUCAUUACACUUAUACCCACCAAAGAGGUUGUUGGCAUACUUAUUCACACCAAAAGGCAUGCACUUUGGGAGGCUGCUUUCAUUGUGCUAGACACCUGCAAAAAUGUUGGCGUGCCACUUGGCCUUCAUUUGGAGCCAACACAUUUUCCAACACUAGCUAAAAAUAUGCUCUGAGGUAGGUAAAACAAGUCAAAAUUAACUGUCCUGCUCCUUUACUUAAAGAAGCACAACAGAGAUAAGUAACUGAUUUGGCACUGACCUAUUACUAUUCAUAAAGGUAAAGGUAAAGGGACCCCUGACCAUUAGGUCCAGUCGUGGCCGACUCUGGGGUUGCGACGCUCAUCUCGAGGCAGCCGGCGGACAGCUUCCGGGUCAUGUGGCCAGCAUGACUAAGCCGCUUCUGGCGAACCAGAGCAGCGCACAGAAAUGCCAUUUACCUUCCCGCUGAAGUGGUACCUAUUUAUCUACUUGCUUUGAUGUGCUUUCAAACUGCUAGGUUGGCAGGAGCAGGGACUAAGCAACGGGAGCUCAUCCUGUUGCGGGGAUUCGAACCGCCGACCUUCCGAUCGGCAAGUCCUAGGCUCUGCGGUUUAACCCACAGCACCACCAGCGUUACUAUUCAUAAGAAGCCCUUAACUGUUAUAAACUUUCUUUUCUUAAAGGACCUGCAAACAGAGAGAGAGAGAGAGAGAGAGAGAGAGAGAGAGAGAGCGCCUCCUGCCCACUAUAUAGGUAGCAAGGCAAUAAUCUGGGAAACUUUGAUGGUCAUGUUUUGCAACACAGAGACUUUCAAAGUCUCGGGAUAAAAAAGCUGAUGGGAACAUUUCCUCUUUAAAAAGGUCUAUUCAGUUCAAGAAAGUUGAAAGGAAAUAUCCUUGUUCCAAAGAGAACAAACCUUGUUUCCACUCGUGUUUAUGUAUAAGAUAUCCUGUUACAUAUGAAUAAAUGCACAGGCACCUUCAGAAUAGAAACACAAACCAAACUUUAUUUAAUAGACUUAACACUGUAACUCCCUGUUCUCUCCCCCUCCCAACUUCUUUUAAGAACUUUUCUUUGUGAAGUGAGCUGCAAAAUAAUAAAAAAACAGAAUAUUGGGGCCAUCUGUUCUUCCUCAUCUAAAUAAAUGUAAUUUUAUUCCAAAUUGGAAAUUUCUUUAAUAAGUUGAUAGGAGCCCCUUUCCAGUUUUUACAAUGCUGAUUGUAAAAUUAUUGAGAUUGUAGAAUUUUUUAUUUUUCUAUAAUGGGAGAGCCAUGUUUUCUCCACCAGCUUUGUUAUAUAAUUCUAUUACACUGCGAUAAAUGAUAAAACAAAUAUUUUAUGGGUGGCAUUGUGUGUGAAAAAUACAGUGUGGCAAAGUCUGGAGAGGUAAGCACAAGUGUUUCAGUGUUUUAUGUAUUUAAAUAUUUGUUCACAGAGUUGUAUGGUUUUGAAGGCUACUAGUUUAUGAAGUCAGCAUGAAAGCAGCUUCAUCUUCAGUUACUGAGCAGGAAGCUCUUCUCUUCUCUUUCUCCAAAAUGGGAAUAUGAUGGAACUUUUGGGAGAGUACUAGAAAGCUGUGGCGUGCCUUUCCUGCUAUUUAUUCUUUUUCCCAGAGACACAGAGUUCUUUUAGACUGCUUCUAGUUUAAUCAAAUUACUAAUAUUGCACUAUAAUGUGGUUUUGGUGGUACACAUAUACCUGUGGGUUUUAGUAAUCUAGUUUUUGGUUCCAAAUUACUUAUUAGAGGCCAAUAAAAAUACUUUGCAAUUUUAUUACUACUAAAACCAAGCUUUAAUUAAGCUAUAACUGGUAGAGAAUGCAUUUGUUCCUAUCCUUUACAUCAGAAAUUGCAGAAAACACCAGGGGGUAUAUUGUCCUUCUGACGAUGCACUAAUAGAAAUUGUUCAUGAGCACUGAGAAUGGAAUAUAACUGCUAUUUCUCUGAACAGUAGUGACAAUCAUUCUCCACCAAAGAUAGUUUUUCAUCUUGCAGUAUUGUAUCGUAUCCCCUGAGAAAUUCAUGUCUGAUUUGGGAUUCUGAAAAAUUCAGAUGGAUGCCCAAUUCUAGUGCAUCUUCUUUCCCAUGCUUCCUUCCAUGCAAGUAAUUCCAAAAGUGUUCCCGUAGAGGCAAAUGUUACACCACACAAGGCAGCAGCCCUCACAAAAAAAUAUUAGUGAUUUAUCAGUGCACAUUUGAGGAAGAAAAUAAAAAGUUGAAACUUUCCCUACACGUUUUUUUUUAAAAAAGCAAUGACCCAGUGACAUUUUAAUUACACAGAAUCGCACGGUGCUAUGCAACAGAACUCAAAUGUUGAACACAAGCUAGGCUUAGAAUGAAGUGUAUCAGACAAAGAAAAUGUACAAACUUGAUUUCAGAAGUGUGAUAUAUAUGACUUAAGUUUCUUCUCUUCUCUCCACCAGGACUACACACUAACUAUGUAUUUUCAACAAUACUGGAGAGAUAAAAGACUAGCCUAUGCUGGGAUUCCUCUCAACCUUACGCUUGAUAACCGAGUAGCGGAUCAACUAUGGGUGCCUGAUACUUACUUCCUAAACGACAAGAAAUCAUUUGUGCACGGUGUUACUGUUAAGAAUCGAAUGAUUCGCCUUCAUCCAGAUGGUACAGUGUUGUAUGGCCUCAGGUAUGUAGCAGCGUGAUCAAGAUUUUUCCAGUAUUGGUUUUGUGCUGUUGACCUUUGUUCCCUUGGUGUUAAGUUAUCAUAGACCCUCUGCCACCUAUCAUGCGUCCUCUAGCAUUUCUCUAAAAGAUUCCCCCAGAGAAUAAAUGACAUUGCUAAUACAGUGGUACCUUGUCACUCGAACGGCUUGGCUCCUGAACAAAUCGACUCCCGAUGCAGCUUCCAAUUGAGUGCAGGAAGCUCCUGCAGCCAAUCAGAAGCUGCACCUUGGUUUUCAAACAGUUUCAGGAGUCAAACGGACUCCCGGAACAGAUUAAGUUCGAGAACCAAGGUACUUGGUGCCAGGUACUUUUGCCAGGUUUUCUUUGCUUCAAAAUUUAAGCUAUCAACUCAUAUCCAAGUAUCUAUCAAACAUUCGUUUAAAAGCAUGUGGUCUGUUGAGACUUGCACUCCAAGGUCUAGUCAUGUGUGAAACUUAACUCCUCAUCCUUCCUGCUCUUGUACCUCCCAACCCAACAGAGCAUACAUUCCCUCCUAUCUCUGGGGUUCUACAUGGAAGUUCCCUCAGACAAACAUGCCUUUCUGGUACCUUAAUGCCAUUGUGUUAGUGGGACAAUGAAAAGUGUGUAAUAUAUUUAAUGUGGAAUAUCCAAAGCACUGAUAAUGAAUCACAAGGUAAAGUGAAACUCCUAUUGAAGUCACCAUGUGGGAGGCUGCUAGUUAGGGCUGCUAUCUCAUGAAUCAGUUCAGUCAUAUAGAGAGUCUCCAUAUCAGUGCCAGCAGGGGAGCUUUCCGUUGAUCACACUGAUUCAUAUGAUAAGCAGCAGUGCCCAGGAAAGCACAUGCCUGUAGCUUGUGAGUAUGGUGGAAAUAACUCAAACUGGGCACCAGUGUUGGGUGAAAUCAGGGCACAAUUUUAUUGACUAAGCAGCAUGUCAGAAUCUGCCCUUAUUCACCUCCCAAGUCAGAUCAGAGUUGUUUGUACUAAGGGUUCAUUGAUUCAGUUCACAUCAAAUGCUUCAUUUUCAAAACAUUUUUACACUCCACACUCUCCCAGAAACCCCUGGACAGAUUGAAUCCAUGCUGGAGGGUCUCCUCUGUAAACUUCGCUCACUUUGGCCAAAGAGGAUGGAAAUUACACAGGGAAACACAGAGCUUCAUUGUGUACAGAGUGGCUCAGAAUUCAAAACACAGAUCCAAGUGGACAGAGCACAGAGCAACUCAGAAACAGAUUGUAAUUUGUUUUUAAAGUCACAGAUACUGAUGCAAGGGGUGGGGUAUGCACACCUUUAUUUGAGGCCUAACAGCUCUCCAGCCUUGAAGCAAUAAAAUCUACCACUUCCCUAACAUUGAAAGAGGAAGCUGUACAGUUCCUGAGCUUACCCCCCCAAAAGAUGCAAACCCUGAAUUAGUCCAAAAGCAUCAAGGCUGAGAAACUACCCAGUCUCAGAAAUAAAAAGCUGUAUUUCUUGCUAUGGUCUUGUUUGUGAAAGGAGCAAGAUAUAUGAAAAACACAUUCCGUUUUAGCGAAAGCAGGAUUCGUUAUGUUUUCAUUCCUGCUCAUUUCCCAGAAAAAUAUGAGCGACCCAGAGCCUCUCUACUACUGCCUCAGUAGCCAGUGCUAUAAUACCACGGUGUUGCAUGCCACCCCAAUAUCCAAGCGCUGCAAGAUUCCAGGGGUUCCAGGUUCUUACCCAGGAUUUGUGUUUCCUUUUGGCAAUGAGGUACAGCAGAAACUGUGGUGUCUUUAAGAGCUUAUGCUGGAGGGUUUCACAGCAUGAACACACCAGAAUGGGUCUUGUUUCUCCCAUAGCUACAGCCUUAAAUUCAAACAGAAAGCAAAUGUUGCUCUGGUUCUCUCUCCAGCUUGCUGCUUUACUUCUAGGUCACAUCACUGCUCCCCAAACUCUCUACUUUCAAUUAUGGCUUUAUCCAUUGAGAGAAGGGGCCCCACCCAUUUGCCAUCUUGUACCAAGCCCCUUAAUCUCUCUUAACACCCUAAAUUCCCCUUAAUGUCUCAUCACCCAGGUUUAUCACCUCACCAGGAGGGUAGCCUAUCUAUUCCAAGAAUGUGAACCCUGGAUUAAAUUCUAACAUUUGUUAGAUCCAAGGAGAAGAGGGGUCUGGCACCCAGGUUAACAAUGCCAUACCAUAGCAACAUUUUGUAUAUAGACCAAAGCCCAACAGCAGCAGUAAAUAAUGACUCAAUGUUAAGUUGCUCAUGUCAUGCCAACCUUUAAUUCAGUUCAACAAAUAAACACAAGCUCUGAAGACAAAUUGCUGAAAGCAGCAAAUCUCUUAAAGAAAACAAAUGCUUACAUUAUCUCUUCAGAUUGUAAGAGCUAAUUCCAUUCUAUCCGCAAUUUAGUCUUGGAAUUUUAUUAAACAUGUCGAGUAGAUGUAAAUUACAAAGACUUCUGUGGAAAUUAAAUCAGCUCAAGGGUAUUUACUUCAAACUAUUUUCAAGCACUGGUUUGUUGUAUAUGUCUAAUUAUAUAACUAAUAAUAUUAAUCUAAAUGAUAUGAAACUGUGACAUGUUGUACAGAGUUUAAAAUAAUAAUAAAAACCUUACCAACAGCAGCUUUGAGCGUUGCUGCUAUCUGCAAAUUCAGCCAGUACACUACUUGUAUGCAUGUUGCUCUUCAAACACGGCAAGUCUUGCUACUUGAGUGUGGAAAUUCCACUCAUUGUGCUGGUGUAAGACAGUUGUGGCACUUCACAGCUUGCUGCUGGUGCCAGACUGAUUCAGAGCCUCCCAACUGCUGAUGGGAGACGUUCCCCUCAGCCAUGGGGAAGUCAAAUUUUACGCCUCUCAUGAUGUCAGCCCAAUUGUGGGCAGGCUUUAGGAGGCAUCAGCAGAGGGCAGAGCCAGGUGGAAACUUGGUGUUGUUUCUGCUUGGGUCCCCUUCUUUGGGAUUUAAAGGGGCCUGCCUCCUCGCCCGGCAGUGCAGUCUGCAUUGUGAAAUAACAAUGCAUUCAGAUGCCUGCACUUCUUUAGCAAUUUCUGAAGACAGUCACAACAAUUGCAUUUAAUGGAGAUUAGCUACUUCUAGCUGCAUGCAGGGCAAGAGAUUUGUUGUUGUUUAGUUGUUUAGUCGUGUCCAACUCUUUGUGACCUCAUGGACCAGAGCACGGCAGGCACUCCUGUCUUCCACUGCCUCCCACAGCUUGGUCACACUCAUGUUGGUGGCUUCAAGAACACUGUCCAACCAUCUCGUCCUCUGUCGUCCCCUUCUCCUUGUGCCCUCCAUCUUUCCCAACAUCAGGGUCUUUUCCAGGGAGUCUUCUCUUCUCAUGAGGUGGCCAAAGUAUUGGAGCCUCAGCUUCAGGAUCUGUCCUUCCAGUGAGAACUCAGGGCUGAUUUUCUUAAGAAUGGAUAGGUUUGAUCUUCUUGUAGUCCACGGGACUCUCAAGAGUCUCCUCCAGCACCAUAAUUCAAAAGCAUCAAUUCUUUGGUGAUCAGCUCUCACUUCCAUACAUCACAACUGGGAAAACCAUAGCUUUAACUAUAUGGACCUUUGUUGGCAAGGUGAUGUCUCUGCUUUUUUGGCAAACAGCAUUAUUGGAAAAAACUGACACAAAAAUUCUAAGCAGCAAGAGGUCAAAAGAAACACAACUAUUUCUAUGCAGUCUGGUAUGCCUUUAUUGAUUACAGAAUAACAGAACAGUGUCCAUAGUUUAUGGCACAGUCUGGUGUGCAAGAAGUAUGCAUUUUAAUUUUUCCCUUCCCCUCUUCCUAUAAAUUCCAAUUGUUAUUGAUACAAAUUACCUUUUACUUAUGGUCGCCAAUCUAAACAAUACAUGUUACCAUGCAUCGUUUUGUCGCUGUUAUAACUGUAAUUAUUUUGGUAUAUACACUUCAACACAACUUUGUUAAUAUACUCAUAAAUGUUUACCUAAGUUUUUGUCAUUGUUUUAUUUUUAUGUAAUAGUUGCAUGCCAUACGCUCUGAUGUAAACAAAGAUAUAUCUCAAUACAGCCAUGUUAAGCAGUUUCAAGAUGAAAAUGAAUAAAAACUACAUUACGGGGGAGGGGGGGAGAGAGAGAGAUGAAAUAAUCCAAGCUCUGCUGAUGUCAGCUGUAACACUCCCACUGAUGGGAUGGUUUGGUCAGAAUUCACCCAGGUUAAAUGAUUUGCAUAUUGACAGCACGGUUAGCCUUAUCCUGGGCUAUAGAGGGUUUGGCUCAAGUGUUCCACUGCUCAUUCCUGCUACGUGAGCUGCCCACCCACUGCCAAUAACAAAUGUCUCCCCCUUCCACCCACCUGAUGUGCAGGUGAAGCCCAUUGGCAAGGCCCCCAUCAAUGGAGCUGAGUGGAAAGCCCCAAAGCAGAGAGGCUGAAUUGACUCGGGAUCUGCUGGAUCCUGAGUGGGUUCCACAGUCAUGUUUGGCUGGUAUUGAGCCCAGGCCAGGCCCGAUCACUGCACCAGCCUCAAGCUGGCCCAAGGAUUACCUUCCCCUGCAGCUUCUGCCACUGCUAUGAAUAGCAGGACUGCAGAUAUAGCAGUGGCUCUGUGGCGUCACAGAUGCAGAGGGGGGUUGAAUUGUGGCUAAAAAGCUUUUAGGUAAGGUUUUUAAAAAAUUAUACACAAUGGUACCUCGGGUUAAGUACUUAAUUCUUUCCGGAUUCAGGUUCUUAACCUGAAACUGUUCUUAACCUGAAGCACCACUUUAGCUAAUGGGGCCUCCUGCUGCUGCUGCGCCACCGGAGCACGAUUUCUGUUCUCAUCCUGAAACAAAGUUCUUAACCCGAGGUACUAUUUCUGGGUUAGUGGAGUCUGUAACCUGAAGUGUAUGUCACCUGAAGCAUAUGCAACCCAAGGUACCACUGUAGUAAUGUAUAAUCUAUAUCCUGUUCACUCUCCAGAACCCAUUAUUUUCAUUAUUUACAGGUGGAGGCUGAGCUACUAUUACUUGCAUUAGAUUAUUCAGCUUGUGAAGGAGAGAAGGGUUGGAUUCUGGUUGAAGUCCUGUAUUUUAUCUGUGGGUCUGCUUUUCUUUCCAGGUGAUGAGUUUUUGAAGCCGACUCUUUAGAUAUACAGUGGUACCUUGGUUUAAGAACAGUCCAGUUUUAAGAAGGAUUUGGUUUACAAACUCUGCAAAACUGGAAAUAUUGUCUUGGUUUAAGAACUUUACCUCGGUCUAAGAAUGGAAUCUGAAUGGUGGAAGGGCACCGGCAGUGGGAGGCCUCAUUAGGGAAAGCGCGCCUUGGUUUAAGAACGGUUUUUGUUUAAGAACAGACUUCCGGAACGGAUUAAGUUCGUAAACUGAGGUACCACUGUACUGCAGAUUUUAUGUUCAUACAGAAAGAACUCAGAAAGACAAAUUCAGACAUAACUGUAGGAGCCACAGGCAUAUUUUAAAAUGUGGGGUGUAGAUAACAAAAAUAACUUUCUGUGGAUAACAAAAAUGACUUUCUGAAAACUAUAAUUGUCUAUACAAUCCUAUUCUUUCCCACCUUCCCUUUCACCCCAUUUUAAAGUAGUUACCAUGGUCAUGAGCAUUGUGAAUAAUAUGUCAAGCCACAGAACACUUAGAUUUCCCAAAGUAUAGUCAGCUUGCACAUUUUCAAAGAGAAAGGUCACAGUGGCUUAAGAAAUGGACAAAAUGUGAGAUAAACACAAACUGACUGCUCAAUGUAUUUACUUGUUUAUUUAUAACAUUUAUGAAGAGAUAAGUAUCAAAACCAACCCAAUAUUUCCAAAUGCAUUUAGGUAGGCAAUGUCUACAACAUUUGAAAACAAUUAGCCACUGUUUGAUAAGGUUUCAACUUUAGUUAUAUUGCAAUAAAGAAUCGGUCUUGUAUUGUAGUCAGGUAUUGCUACAUAGUUAUGCAUUGAAAGAAAGAAGAAUAACUGUUCCUUCCUUUCUUUGAUACAUAACUUCCAUAUACACUGGCCUAGGUUUUGAGCUGCUUGGUUUGGCUUAUUGCAAAGAUGCUUGAGGUAGCCCUUAUCAACACAAGCUUCCUGUAAACAAGGGGAAAGGAACGUUUAAAGGUCCUUGAAUGUGCCAUCAACAAGUGAUAGAACAUUCCUUUGUGAAGAUUUAUGUGUAAAGAUGAAAUCCCUAAACUCACUUAGCAGGGAGUAAAUCCCAUUGAACUUUCUUAUAAUUAGUUCUGAGUACCUUGAUUUAAGAACAGCUUAGUUUAUGAACAACUUGGAUUAAGAACGCUGCAAACCCGGAAGUAGGUGUUUUGGUUUGUGAACUUUGCUUUGGAAGCAGAACAUGUUCUGCUUCCUGUUGAGUGUGUUUCAUUUGUAAAUUGAGUCCUGCGCUGCUAAGGGAAAGCACACCUUGGUUUAAGAACACUUUGGUUUAAGAACUGACUUCCAGAACAGAUUAAGUUCAUAAACCAAGGUAUCACUGUACACAAGAACAGGAAUGCAUUAUAAAAUUUACAGUGGUCAUGUAAGUGUAACUUGGGGCUAAAUUUUGUUAUCUAUUUUUUUUAAAAAAAUCCUUGAAUAUGCUGCUUAUUCCAAGUGUGCAAGCUGUGCAACAUUUUAUAUCAACAAUAUAGGAGUAUAAGGAAUACAGGCAUAUAACUCAAAACCACAGAGAAAAGCAUUGUACCAUAAGUAUUUAAAGUGUGUUUGGCCACAUAUAUUCAUUUUAAAAUGCAUGCAAAUGCACAGUAAAGGCUAGGAGCUCCCUUGAUUUAUUGAAGCAAAUCAUUUUAUAUUUGUUUGCGUAAAGAACUUGAUGCAAGCAGAAAAGCUCAGGUCUUUUAUUUGUCCGAUGCACUAAACUGGAACUGCUUGCAAAACGAUUCCACUUCUUUAACAAAUAAAUAGGAUUAUAUAAUUACCAGAAUGGUGCAUUUUAAAACAAGCUUGAUUGCCCCUUAGCUUUAAGGUAGCAUGCUUUUCAAAAGGGGGAUCAUUUGGUGUUACUUGUACAUGUUAAGUCACAGCUGCUGCUGUCAUACUGGAGAAAUACAGUCUCCCUGUAGUAAAUAGUCUUGAGCACCUUGCCUGGGGAAUUAGCUGGGUGCUAGCAGAUGUUUGGUAAAAAGGAAUUCAUCCCUGAAGCCACAGACCAGCUGCAAAGGCACUCUUCAGAAGCUGUUUCAGUCCUUAAGAGUUUUGUUAAUUUUUUUAUCCUGCAUGCUAUAAUGUGAACCCUUGAGAAAUCUUUUGCAGCUUUUCCUCCAUCACCCCAAUUCAUCUUCCAUUUGGCCGCACCAGUGCUGAUCAGUCUGUUUUCCCUCAUUCAAUGAAACUGUUUGCUUUGAACUUCAUUGGACAAGUUUUCUGACAAACUCCAUAGCAAGCUCACAUGAUCAAGCCACAGAGUAGCAAAAUCUCUAAGUCAAUGCAUAAAGCAUUAUGUUGAACCACACAUUAAGGUUGCAACUGUGCACCCACUUACCUGGGAGGAUGCUCCAUUGAAUUCAGUGGGAUUUGCCUCUGAGUAGACAUGCUAGCUGAACUUCCACAUGAUUGUUGGUUAUAGUCUUCUGUGUGAAAUCAGUUUGAUCCUCAACCUGCAUGUGUUAGAUUAACAAAUAAUGUCUUUGGUUCUAAGUAGCACUGUGUUGUGAUAGAGAUAGCAUGGAAUGUAGCAGUUUUCUAAUCCAACCAAGCUUUGCCCACAUUGGACCACCUCUUGCAGCAAGUGUCAGCCAGUGUGUUGUAGUGGUUAAGAGCGAUAGACUCGUAAUCUGGUGAACUGGGUUCUCGUCUCCACUCCUCCACAUGCAGCCAGCUGCUGGGUGACCUUGGACUAGUCACACUUCUGAAGUCUCUCAGCCCCACUCAUCUCACAGAGUGUUUGUUGUGGGGGAGGAAGGGAAAGGAGAAUGUUAGCCGCUUUGAGACUCCUUCGGGUAGUGAUACAGUGGGAUAUCAAAUCCAAAUUCUUCUUCUUCUUCUAUAUCUCAGCCAUCUGCAUAUUAUUUUAAAAGCUCAGUUAUAUGCAAAAUUAUACACAACCCCACCAUAUAUAGUAGGUAUAAGCAUCAUGCCCCAUAUGGUACUCUAUUCCUUCAUCAUCAUUUUAUAAAUAACAACACAGAAGUAAUUUGUAUAGAGUUAUAUACAUUGUUGCAUGUAUCUGUUUAUGUAUCUGUUUAUUUACUUUAGGAAACCUGGAGCGUAUAUGUGUGUGAUAUAUAUGUGAUAUGCAAAAAGGGGGCGGGGAAUCAUGUUUUUAGUGGAACUGGUAAAAAAAUAAUUUGCUUCUCAUUGAGAUUAAGGAGUAAGAGAUUAGAAAAGGAAAAUGGUUGUAAGAUAAGCUUGACAUCAAGGUUUGCAGAAAAUUCCAGGCCUAGUACUUUGUUCAAAUAUGUGUUCCAAUUUUUCAAAACUGUUCUUCCCCUGAAAAAGAGGUUUCCAUUUUUCUGCCCCACAUUAUAGAAUUUCAGUGGGUGUAUCGUUUUGAGCUUACCUCAUCGUUUUGAGGGGCGAGGUUCCUAAACUAACAAGGAUAGUCUUUUAUUAGCAUUGAACCUUGUCCUUUGAAAAUUACCGUUAACGUUUUGGAUAUGGCAGAAUAAAGAAAUAUUUAAUGAAUAAGUAAAAACAGAGUUGCCAUGUAUCUUUCUGUGCUGCAUUUGGCUGUGCAGAAAUAGAGACAUUAAACUGGGGUACAGUACUGGAUCCGACCAGUGAACUGGAUCCUUAUCUUCUCCACCCCUCAUGGUCCAACUGUGACGGGUGGGUGCAACCACCCCUUAUCUAACUCCUGAAGUCACAGUGAUGUCAGAAGAUUGACACUUGUUAAAAAUUAAAGGGGGUGGGGUGCUCCUCUGCAGAGAAAGUAGCUUGUGUUCAAAGUGCAUCCUCCAGUUCUUUGAAUAUGGGUGGCUUUCUGUGAAAAGAAACGAAAAACACUUUUCAAUAGAAGGAAAUUGGGUUCAAAGUCCUGGAGGAAGCGCUUUGAAUCCUAGCUGCUGCUUCCGGUCCCCUCAACUGCACCAAGGAGUUUCUGAAGGGGAGCUCUCUUGUGUAACUGAUAACUUGCUGAUUAUCGGGGCUUCAGCUGUGCAGGGUCCUCUUCAAGCAAAGAGAAGCAAUUCGCUGUUGGUGCUUUCAAGGAGCCCUGCUCUGUGCUUGGAAGUCCCAAGAACUGGCUGAUAGGUGCCCACAAACUCCUUUUUGUCCCAGCCACAUCUACCCGCCCCACAUAGGAUGAAAGGUGCAGGACAGGUGAGCAUGGCCUUGCCCAAAUGGCCUGAUGAGACAAAUGGGGAGCCCAGUGGGCCACAGGCUGCCCACCCAUGACCUUAGUCCUAGUGAAGGAAUAGCAAACGAUUCAGUACCUCUCUCACAUUACUUAUCAGUUCCUGUUUUUCUUUUCUUUUUAAUGUUAUAUUUAUUUAAGGGACUGUUGAUUUAUUGCUCUUAUAAAGUUCCUAUUGUUGCAUUUUGUUUCAGAAUUACAACCACUGCAGCUUGCAUGAUGGACUUGCGAAGAUACCCAUUAGAUGAGCAGAAUUGUACACUGGAAAUAGAAAGCUGUACGUACACAUAAAAGUACUUGCUUUACUAGAUUCAGUUGUAUUUAGCACAAAUUAUAAUAAUUUUAAUUUUGCUGCUCAGUUAUUUAUUUGGUUUCCCGUUCACAUUCAUGCCACAUACUGAAGUCUCAGGAUGGUACUAGGGCUGGCAUAAAGGGCUGACAUUGUUAGGCACUUAUUGAAGGCUGCACCUUAGCAGGGGUCUGCUGGCAAAAUUCAGAUCCCUAUGCCCUUUUCUAUGUCACUGCCUCAUCAGCUGCCCUCUCCAAGCAAGUGAACAGUGACGGGGCAGUCACCUGACCUCUCUCUCUCUGGUUGGUGGUAUGGAUUGGGCCCAGAAGGGCAAGGCAAAUGAAAGGGCAACAGCAUCAGAGAUGAAGAGGAACAGUUCCUGUGAAAGGGAGGCCCCCUGAACACACACACACACACACACGGAAGCUGACAUUGGAUAGGACAACCUAGGACAAAAUAUGAGUUUCUUAAUGUUAAAUCUGUUGCAUAUGAUGCAGGCAAAACUAUGUACUUUCAGCUUCUAUUUAUGCAAGUCAGAAGGUUAAUCGGGUGUUUAAGUUCCCCCCAUUGAAAUCACUGCAACUUAAAAGUGUUUGGUUUUUGUUUGGAUCAUGGCCACUGUAUUCCCUUGAUUUUUUAUUUUUUUAUUUUUGCAGGGAUCUUUUUCAUUUUCAUAUGUUGAAAAAUAAAUAAGUACAUAAAUAUAGUAGCUAAGUUGCCAUUAUUUGUGGGCAUUAAAAAAAAUAAACCAACCCCAAAGGCAUGGAAAAUAUAAUGCCGUUCUGAUUAGGCAAAAGAGCAAUGACUGGAUGCUUAUCUACAACACAAGAGAACUAGUGUUCAUGUUUUAAUCAGAUUCAGUUUGAGGAAAGCAAGCACCGAGAUUCAAUUUGCUUUCAGUGUGCUUUAUUAUGGAUGAGUGAUCUUGCUAUGCCCCCCUCCCCCCUCUUGGGCUGUCAGAUAGACCUACUUAUGAUUAGAAGUUCAGCUUCAUGUAAGAAGUAGAACCUCUCUCUCCCCCAUCCAGUUGUUUUCCGUAAUUGGAGUGCUCAUAUCAUUUAAAUUUGUAUUUCAAGAGCCAUCGCUUUCUUCUACAAUGCAAAGGGUAUAGGGAAUUUUUACACGCCUAAAAUAUCAAUACACGCUAAUGAACACUUUUGUGUAAAUUACGCUUGGCCUGCUACCUCUUUCCUGUUGAAGUUACGGGAGUUUUGCCAUGGAUUUCAAAGGAAGAAUUAGGCCAUCUGCCUCAAAUUUGUCUCACAGCACUUCUAAAGUCUCUUUCUCAACAUUUUUCAGUACAGUACAACUCUAGCAUUUAAAAAACAACAACAACAACAACAUUUUAGUCCUUCAAAUAGUAGUGUUUCAGGAUACAUCUAUGUCAUUGUUAUUUAAAGGAUUGAAUAUUCUUUUUUAGUGCAUCCAAUCACUUCAGUACAUGCAUGCCAGGGUGCUUCUACCUUCCCUGGCCCUGGCAGUGGUUACAUUGCUGACAUUGUAAGGCUGGCUUGAAGAUUGGGUUGUUUUCAUCUUGCUUUCAGUGCAGAUUGUGCUAAUGAAGGGGAGGGAACCCUGCUUUUUAAUGGUCCAUUUCCAGUGCUCCUGAUUGUGCUUCAACACAGAACCACAAGUAUAAGAAUCUGAAGCACAGACCCUCUGGGCUCACCGUUCGAAGGAGACUGGUCUUGAUAGAAAGAACAUCUCUAUAUCUAGGGUUGUGCUCAAUACUUACAGAGGGGGGAGCUGCAAAAGUAGUCCCUCAAAUCAUAAACAUUUGUUGUCAUCCACUCUUGUUCGUGGCUUCUUCAUUGUUCGGUCUUUAGUCCUGUGGGUCCCAUUUUUAUAGCGUCUUCUUCACAUAGGCAGCAUAUAUGUCAUUUAUUUAAAUCGCAUUCCCCUGCCCUCCAAAAAGAAUCCUGGGAAUAUUAAUUUUCUGCAAAUUGUAGUUCAGUGACAGGUGAGGAACAGUUCCCAUGAUUAUUGGGGGGGUGAUUUAAAUGUGCUUUAAAUGUAUGGUGUAUAUGUGGUCAUAGACCAUAUGAUCCCAGCCAGUCAAGGAUUGCAUGAUGACGUAAUGACCCUAUUUAACCAAUAAGAUUGACCAUAUAUAUGACAACAUCACAUGGCUAAUUCAGAGUUAGGUCAAUCGUUUCUGUUCUUACUCUGAAGUGUUCCUAAAAAGAAUCUCCAGUUUUAAGUCUUUUUUUUUUUUUUAACUAUCUGUAACUUUAAACUUAUUACAUAAGACAUAUUAUUUUUGGAGGUAAGUUCUUCAGGUUGUGUAGGAGCUACCAUAUAAUAAACAUGUAUUACUAUGGCAUCAGUUCUUAGCAUGAAGCCAAGAAUGGGAUUUAUUUAUUUUUGUCCCUUUAAAUAUAAACAAGAAAAUAAGGAUAGAUGACACAUCUGAUGGGCAGUUGUUCUCAUCCUGGCAGCUGACAGAUGUUUCAAUUGGAUCUAAUGAAAAGAGACAGAAGUAGUGUCUAAUAGGCCCAUGGCCAGCUUAUUGGUUUCUGAGGGAUUGACGUCUGUAGUAGCCAGAUAGUUGCAUCACAUUUAUUAGUCAACAAAACUUGAUAAGAAAUACACACAUGGCUGCCCCUGCUCUACUUCUUGAGAGGGAGUGAAUUCGUUGCUCUUCUGGGGCAAUGAAGACUCAAACAAAAUUGUGCCUUGGAGGAAUGCUGUUUUAUUUUUUGAAAUUGUUGUUUAAGGUUGUUAUCUUGUAGUUCUGUAUUGCUUGUCCUCUAACAAUGGUCAGUUUUACAUUUAAGCACCCAUGAUUCUAAAGCAUUUGUGCUUUGUUGACAGAUGGAUACACAACAGAUGACAUAGAAUUUUACUGGCGAGGUGGGAAUAAUGCAGUCUCUGGAGUGGAAAGAAUUGAACUUCCUCAGUUCUCUAUUGUGGAACACAAACUUGUGUCCAGGAAUGUUGUCUUUGCCACAGGCAAGUAUUUCCCAUGCUUUGAAUGCUCAGCAUCGUUAGCUCUCUUGCACAUGCCCAUUUUUGUCUCUAUAUGGCCAUAGAGGUGACAAAAACUGGGUGGCCAGAUCAUAGUUUCUAAAAUAAAGGACACUAGUGUUAUAAUGACUGGAAUAAAAGACAACCGAGACAUUCCAUGUUUUUGUGAUGGUCUAGAAUAAAGGCUAUAAGUAUGAACAUCCCAAACGACUAUAGGGCUUGGGGGGGUGCUUUGGCAAAGCAAGACUGCCAACCAAGCACUUUAGAGGCAAAGUCCUUUUACUUAGUGAUUUCAGAGAUUCAAUAUGAAAACAUUUUGCAACAUCCUACCUACCAUUGGGACGUGGGUGGUGCUGUGGGUUAAACCACAGAGCCUAGGACUUGCCGAUCAGAAGGUCGGCGGUUUGAAUCCCCACGACGGGGUGAGCUCCCGUUGCUCGGUCCCUGCUCCUGCCAACCUAGCAGUUCGAAAGCACUUCAUACUGCAAGUAGAUAAAUAGGUACCGCUCCGGCGGGAAGGUAAACGGCAUUUCCAUGCACUGCUCUGGUUCGCCAGAAGCGGCUUAGCCAUGCUGGCCACAUGACCCGGAAGCUGUACUCCGGCUCCCUUGGCCAAUAAAGUGAGAAGAGCACCGCAACCCCAGAGUCGGUCACUACUGGACCUACUUUUACCUUUACCUACCAUUAAUGCUGCAAAUUAUGAACCAUACAUACCAGUUGGGCAUAGUAGUAAUAAAAGUAAGAAUAAUAAUAAUAAUUAAAAAGAAGAAUAAUAAGUAAGAAUAAUAAGGGGCUGUAAACAAUAACAGGGGCAACACUUAAAGGUCAGAAACUGACUGAAAUUGUACAGCAAAAAUAAUUCACUCAGAAACAGCUUCCUGAACCAAGCCACCAGUCUGAAUUUUCCUGAUUAAAUUAUUUUAGGAGCAUUGUCUGUAUAGUGUUAACCAAGCUAAUGGAUAAACAUAGUAAUAGAGAAAUAAGUAUUGAUCCCACCCCCCAUAAUUUUUUUUUUAAUUAAUAGGUUUUUAUGUCAGGUUUUUGUUCUAAUUAUGAGCACUGUAACAAGUGCUGACAGAAUUCACUAUUUUGAUAAGUGUUUUAAAGAUUUAGGGUUAUCUAAUUUAAACAUCCAUGAGCUGGGAUCAAGGGGAAGAAGGCUAUUCCACCGUCUUGUGGAGAUGACAUCACACACACACACAUUUACAGUAAUAUGUGAAAAUUAUUUUGUAAAUGUAAGUUAACUAUAUCUCUGUUCUUCACAAAAUUUCAAAAGGUAACCAGAUAGGUGUUCAAGAAUCACGACAUAUUUUCUCUAAUAUGCAUUAGUUUCAAUGUGAACUCACAAAGUGAUUUUUAUUCGAGGUUUUAUAAACAGCCCAUCAAAUGUGCUUUUGCUUCUGUAGAAGAGGAGCAUAUUCUGCCUUUACUAACGUCAUCAAUAGUUACAUUGGAGAAUAUAUAUAUAUAUAAUUAACUGUUAUUUCCCUCAUUUUCUAAUAGGUGCCUAUCCAAGACUGUCACUGAGCUUUAAGCUGAAGAGGAAUAUUGGAUACUUUAUUCUUCAGACCUACAUGCCCUCGAUACUGAUUACCAUUUUAUCGUGGGUGUCCUUCUGGAUCAAUUAUGAUGCAUCUGCAGCAAGAGUUGCUCUCGGUAUGGAAUGAGGAUGAAUGGGGCAUUACCCUGUCAUAUCCAUGUAGGAGGUUGUUACAACAGCCACAUAUUUAAGCACAGGUGACAAAGGAUUGCAUGCAGAUGGGUGAGUGGACUGGCGCAGGAGGGGUGGAGCACUUCCCAGAAAAUAAACAGGCUGUCAGAUGAGAGAAGUCCCCAUUUCCACAAACAGUGAAAAAAUCAGUAAGUUGCUACAGCUACAGUCCCCAGCAGGCGAAUAAAGACUUUUCACAGGUUGGGCUUUUUUGCAAUCCUGUGUUAGAGCUUGCCUCAGAUCAGAAGUGGUUUGUCCAGUGGGGUUGGAGCCACAGCAGUAGCCUCCCAGCAGCAAAGCAAUGCUGAUUACUGGUAGCAGGAGCUAAAAGACAGUGACAAAGUUGGGGAUGCCUAACCAACAGAGCCAAUCCAUUGCUCACACCACUGUAUGCACGCAGCCUCAAUCUAGCCACUGCUUCACUCGUCCUGGUAAGCAGUAGUGGCUCUGUUCCCUUUGCUGUUGAAGCAGUUGGGUGAUGCAAGGGGGACCGAGCCGAGAAAAGGUUUCUGAAGUCCAAGCCCGUCUCUGAUUAUCAAGCUGGCUUUGUGGGGGAGGAUGAGGAGGGCAAAGGAAUAUAUAGGCCACUUUGCUUCCUCUUCUUCCUCCCAGUUCCUCGUGGAUUCUCCCUUGUUACAUACGUUUACAGACAUGGGGUAACCCAGAAUAAGAUCAGCACUGAAUUGCGUGCAGUCCCAUUGUCCACUCUCAAGUGCAAAACACCUGCUGUUGGAACAUCAAUAGUUUUCCAGCUAUUAUCUGUUCAAGGAACUGUUUCCAUAUCACCUGCCACAGAACACCUGUGCUUUUAAGUGGGUUCUUAACAACAACAACAACAACAACAAUUUUAUUAUUUAUACCCCGUCCAUCUGGUUCUAAAGCACACAUGCCAUUCACACAGGACUCUUGCUAGAGCUUUUGAGGUUCACCGUUGCUCUAUGUGCAUCCCAGAGCACUCUUGUUAGGGUACACAUUUCAGAUAGAAUUGGUGGGCCAGCCAACUUUCGCCAUUGCCACCCUUGGUACAGAGAAACCCAUGAUCCACCCUUUGAAAAGCACUGGGUUACAUCAGUUCUCUAAGCUCAAUUGAUUUCAGUGAAAAUCCCCUUUUUAGCUCUCCUUUAUAUCUCCUUUCAUCCUUUUUUAAGGAAUUUCUCAUAUCACAAUUUUCUUUUAGGUCCGGAAAAAGUAGUUUUAUAACAAAUCAUUAAUAGGUAUUUCAGAAGCAAACUCUUCAGUAAAGAAACUGUCUCACUCCAAACCACUUUGGUUGUAAUAGGUCAGGCAUCCAAUAAAUGUUGGAUAAGAUCUCUUUGUGAAAUUCACAGACCUAUGAAACAAAAUACGAGGUCCUUGAAGGGAAAGGCAGAAUAUAAAUGUAAUAAACAAACAAAUAAAACAAUAGCAUUCCCUCUCUUUAUUUUGCUGACUCUUCCACAAUAUCAACAAGCUCCUGGAAAUGGCUUUUAAGGGGAAAUGCAUGAAAGAUCUUAAUAUACUUACCUUUCUUCCCAUUUUUAGGUAUUACAACUGUGCUUACUAUGACAACGAUCAACACUCAUCUCAGAGAGACUUUGCCUAAGAUUCCCUAUGUCAAAGCCAUUGACAUGUAUCUCAUGGGCUGCUUUGUAUUUGUCUUCUUGGCCUUACUUGAAUAUGCUUUCGUCAACUACAUCUUCUUUGGAAAAGGCCCUCAAAGGCAGAAGAAACUUGCAGAAAAGACGGCCAAAGCAAACAACGAUCGCUCUAAGUUCGAAAGCAACCGGGUAGGAUUAUUCACGUCAUCUACUAGCCUGUGUUGUUUUCAGUUCCAAAACACCACUAUGGAUCAGUAGGAUUAAGUGUACUUACCCUCCACGCUAAACUGUAUCAUUGGCAUCUGUAGAAACUGCAGCCACCUCCCUCCCUCCCUCCCUCCCUCCCUCCCUCCCUCCCUCAGUAUGAAUAGAUCCUUAGUCACAUAAAACACUCCCAGUACACAGAGAGUGCAGAAAGGGAACGAGUGAGCAAAACAUAGUUCUGGUAGGCUACAGGUUCACAUACUUUAUUACCAUAAGCAAAAUUGCUAGUUCAGAAUUCACAAGCCUGGGAACUUCUCUUCCCAUCACUAACACUUAAUGCAAUGUAUAUUGCCCCAAUUACCCUUGCCGUGCCUCCAGGAUAAGGGAACUGGCCAACUGAAUGUGUUUUGUUACAUACAAAAACUACUACUUCUGCCACUGUUUAUUAUUUCUUUCUAGUUCUUAUACAGAAUGAGAAAUAAGUCAUGGAGCCCAGACUUAAAUGCUGUCAGCUCCCCCCCUCCCCCCGCCAGACUAAGGAAGAUGCAGAGUUUUUUUGUUUGGCAGUUGGAUUUAAGUGUGUCAAAAACAAAACACACAUUUAUUCAGUAGCAAAACCUCAGCUCAUUUCCUGCUGUAUGUAUUUGUACAGGAAAUGGUGAAAGGAGUGCAAGAAGACAGCUUUUCUUCACGAGGUUUGCCUCUGAAUUCAAAGGGCCGUUUACAAUGUGAUAUUAAUGGAGUUAUAUUUGGUUGAUGCAGAUCAUGGCAACUGACGUAGUAAGAGAUUGAGAACCACAUAUUUCGAUGUGGAACUGCAAGCGCAUAGCUGAAGCAGUGCCUCCUUUUGUGUUGUGCAGGAGAGAAAGCUAAAUAUGAGAUCAAUGUUUAGACAUUUAAGAAAGGCUUUAAGUGUGGUGUUUGUAUUCCUCAGUGUACUGAUUUGUUUUUUUACUAGUACUAUUGUUACAAGUCACCACACUGAGAAUUUUUAAUUGAUGUUUAUCUAAGGGCGGUGUGUGUGAGAGAGAGAGAGGAGACAUGUGCCUCACGGCACAUGCAACAUUAUACAGUUGUAUAGGUCUUCUCAAGCCAAUAUUAUAUAUGGUGUCCCAGUAUAUUUUGUUGCUAUGUCCAGGGAGGAAAGUGGUAUUCUUGUCACCCACUUUUCUUAAAUGGCUAAAUGUGUUAUCUAUCAUGUGAUCAGGAGAGCACAUCCAGGCUUACAUAAUUUCUUCUCCCUACGUAAUUUUUUUUGACCCAAUCCUAAACUAGUUUAACUGUCCCAAUGACUUCUGGGAAUUGUUUUGUUUUUGUGAGUUGUGUGGGGGGUUAAAUACCAAUGUGCUCUAAUACAACAAAUACUAGUAUGGAUUAAAUCAAGCAAAAUAAAAGGAGGGAUACCAUAUUUUUCCGUAAAUGGUCUAUGUAAACCCAACAGGUAAGAACAACUGACUUAUUCCGUAGGCUGUCACACAAAGAAUUUUGUGACUAAUUCUGCAGUCUCUGGUUUUCUGUCUUCUAGAAGUGAACUGGGCAAUUCCAAACUAGGACUUCUGGGCAUUCUUCUAAGCAAUGGGGCAAUAAUCUUUGUACAAGCAUCUUGAUCAUAGGGGCAGUGUAAAAGGACAUGGUCUAUGGGCUCUCUCUCUCUCCACCAUUACAAGGACAGAGCCUUUUGACAAAGGGGAUUUUUCUGUAGCCCCCCAUUUAAAACCACAAAUGGGAAGACAGCACACCUUGCAAGUGUAAAGGCCCUCAUAGGACUGUACUUCUAUUGUGAGGUUCAUUAUCUCCUCCGCCCCCUGCCACGUUAUAUCUGUAUUGCCCUUUACAACUCACAAGGUUCCUUGACUAAGAAGCACAACACUUAAAUUAUGAUAUAACCAGGGAUAUUUAUAGAUUGUUGUUUUAUAUGAAGCCCCUGAAAUUCUGCUGGAACCUAUAAUAAUUCACCAAAAAACUUCUCCGAAACUGUGUGCUGCCGUACCCCACCCCACUCCUGUGCACUUUCACCCAAAUGUGUGCAUGCUUUGUUGCUAGAGUUGUGUUUAGAAACGUAUGCAAAACUUUACAGCAGUAAUUUAGGGAAGUAUUUUAUUGAAGCUUUGCACCUGUUCUUUAUCAACAUGAAGGCUGGUUUGCACAUUCCACUGUUUUGGUGAUGUAAUAACUCUCCACUCAGUAACUAUCAGGGUGUAAAUCUUUACCCCCAUUGCUGGUCUGCUUAUGUUAUUCCCAUGCAAGCAUCACUAUAGUAUGAGGUGUUGGAUGAGCAAUGCUUAGAAAAUACCUGUCUCCCAGUUAUUAAAGAACUGAAAGAGAAACGUGGUUUCCAGUCUUUCUCUGUUAAGUAUGUUCUGCAUGGUUAGCUGAAAAUCCUGUCCCUGGAAACAGAGUGUCCCAACCAGGAACAUUCAUUGUACCAAUUACUAUUAAAAAGCAUCGCUCACUUUCUCCAACCUCGGAUCUUGGGAGUUAGGGAGACAUGAUGGUGCAGGCUGUGUGAUACUAGGUCUUCAAGUUAGUUUGAAUUUGGCCUGUUGAAUGACCAUCUGCCAUUCUUGUACUUGGGAAAAUAUUAAAUAUAUUUAAAUAAUUACAGGCUUUCUUCUGGACUGAGAAUAUAUACUACAGAACAAUGUUGGUGAGCUCUAAAAUUGAGUGGUAAAGGAAAACCUGCACAUGUUUCGUAACGGCCCCUUAAUAGGAGCCAUUUACUGAAAACAACCCAUGUCACCAGUUUUAAUAAUUCAGUAUGCACCUUUUUAAAUUGGCAAUGAGCCCAUCUAAAAUUUUACAAGUAGAAUUCUUAAUAUUCACAGUGGCAAGGAGGAACUAACAGUGCAAUUUCUGUAGCAUGUGGAAAUGUAAUACAAAACUUUCCCCUUUUAAUUUUCUGAUACACUUCACUAUGAUCUUUAACAGUAUUUGUUACACUGUUUCCAGGAUGUUUAUUUGGACUUUAGUGUUUUUAAAAAUAUGUGCUAGAGCUAAAGAUGUCCAUUAAAGUUAGGUUAAAUUAGGUUUGGGAUGCGGGUGGCGCUGUGGUCUAAACCACAGAGCCUAGGGCUUGCUAAUCAGAAGGUUGGUGGUUCAAAUCCCCGCGACGGGGUGAGCUCCCGUUGCUUGGUCCCAGCUCCUGCCUACCUAGCAGUUCAAAAUCAUGUCAAAGUGCAAAUAGAUAAAUAGGUACCGCUCUGGCGGGAAGGUAAACAGCGUUUCCGUGCGCUGCUCUGGUUUCGCCAGAAGCGGCUAAGUCAUGCUGGCCACAUAACCCAGAAGCUGUCUACGGAAAAACGCCGGCUCUCUUGGCCUAUAGAUAGUCGUCCGCGACUGGACCUAAUGGUGCCUUUACCUUUAAGUUAGGUUUAUUGAAUUUAUGAAUUGCUUCCAACAACGAAAGUCCCAAAGCAAUUUACAAUAAAACAAACAAUUAUUUGAAAGGCAAGAAUGGCUAAUCAAGAAAAUUAAGUAACUAGACAUUUAAAAGUGGCUUCCGUGUAAAUUCUAGUUUCCCUCUUUUUAGCAUUCAGGAGGUCUGGUUAUCCUUCACUGAAAAUAAAACGUAGACAGUGUAUGUGGAUUGCAAAGUAGUUUUCAAAUGUUCUCACUAAUAUAACCAAAAAAGGAGGGGAAUCCAUUCGAGACAAUAUUAAAAGUGGCCAAGUGACAGUGAGUCCACAAUAUUAGCACACACUGGAACUGGCAUAGGUUGACUUUUGGUGCACAAUCCUGUUUCAAGGGGUGACACAACUGAAUGUCUAAGGCCAAUCUACACGGAGUUCAAAACACGCAUAGCCCAGACCAUAACAACAUAGCACAAGGUUAAAAUAGUCUGGUUGGAAAAUCCCAGCUGCCAUGGGCUAACAUUGUUUUAAUAUACAAUGUUUUGGUCUGAUUCUAAAACCGCCUGCUUCCAUAAGCAAGCGUUUAGAGAAGGUAUAUUGACUGUUGCAUAAGUACAGUGUCAAAACUCAUAUUAUCCCAAGCCUUGUGGGGAUGUUAUAUCUGCAUGAAAAAGCUAACGUGCAAAGACAAGAGAACCUGCAAUUGAAUAUUAUGUCUGCUAGUGACUUGGCUGUUUGUCUUAUUCCCUGGCUAGGAAAUCAGUCAGUUUCUUCUAUAUUGCACUCAAUCCAAGCAGAAGGAUCCCACAGCUAAUUUGUGGGAUCUGACCUUUUUGUGGAUCACUAUAUUAUAACAUCUUCUGAUGAUAAAGCCAGAUCAGAUAAAGGGUGCUACACAUUCUCAUUUUACUACCACAGAGCCCUUGUUUUAAGUUCAUGAGCCCCUGCAAGAGGGGGAAAAGGGGAGAAUGGUAAAAUGUAAAGUAAAUAACACUGUGCAAUUGUGAACGGUAUCAAAUACGCUUUAAUUCCAGGACCCUUAAAAUUAAUAUCGUAUUAAACAAUUAAAUUGGAUUGAAAUAUUCAGGAAACAUGAAUUGCCUGCCAUUAAAUUCAUUUUCAAAAAUUCCGCACAAUAAAAAAUAUGUUGAAAUUGGCAUUAAGAACGAAGUGAGAAGCCUGCUCAUUUUGAUACAAAUUUGCUAAAUCAUUUUUUAAAUUGAUCUAGACCCAUAAAACAAACAGGAGUUUUGCCAUGAAAUGACACUUCCCAGACAUGACAGUGACAUACUUGCUUUCCAAAGCAGAACAAGAAAAUUUCUAGUAAAUAUGUUGCACCAGAGUGAAUAGUAUCUUCAGGAACCUCUGAUUAUCGUUACAUUUUAAGAAUAAAAAAGAGCAAGUAGAUUGUUCUGCCUAGUUGAAUUUGCACACUCAGUAAUCCUAAAGCCAGGCAAAUGUGAUCUGGGGUGCUUUUAGGUGUGGUAUGCUCUGCCAUUGAAGAGGCCUGCUGCCAGGACUUUUACACACAUUCACACAAACACGUACAACCAUGUUCUUCUGGCAAUGGGUAUGGGAAAUGGGGCUUUCCAGGGGAAUGUUGGAGGCAGCCAAGCACUAGCAGGAUCCUAAGUCUCCUCGUUCCCCUCACAUGCCUUCAGCUAUGCUGCAAAUGAAAUAGCCAAUUUCUUUCCAUUUACCACAAUUGAAAGGGGGAAUAAUAAUAGAAUAAAAACCACCAAAGAGGAAGACCUCCCUACCCGUAGGGACCUAGGAAGCCCUUGGGAAGUAGUGGUAUGUCUUCUAUGUAAUCUCACCACCAUCCCAGGAUUAUGAACUAUACAUUUGAUACAGUUUAAGUAGGCCAAAAGUUUCAUAUUUACAUGUCCGGUGCUUGAGUAACUUUUACCCAAGGCAGAGGGAGGGCUGCAUUGGGAGAUAAAAGGUGGGGUGAAAGUCCUGUUUCUGGCAAUGGGUCAGUGUAUUGUGGUUCACUGCAUUUGCACCCAUAUGUGUGCCAGGGAGAGGAGAAAGUGAGAUUUUGAGUGUUGUACCAGCCAUUCCUUGCAUGAGCAGCAAUACUCACUUGGGACCGGAAUUUGCCCCUAGUGUUAAUGACUUUUCUGAAGGAUCAUUAUGUAGGUAAAGCGAGUUCUACAGCAGAUGAGUAGCCUGCACCUGUAUCAAAUGCAAUUUUGAAUAUUGAUCAGAACUUACAAUACAAUUCAGUAGUGAAAGUGGAUUUGCUCUUUCGCCUUUUUAUAUACUGUUGUGCUCACAGGAGUGUGCAAAGGUCUGGGGGGAUUCCUCAUCCCACCAACAGAGACCCAUCUGUGUUAAAUGCCCUCAGGAGAGAACCCUCCCGAGAGAACCCUCUCUGAUCUGCAUCAUCUGAGGUCCUGAGGUGUGACUACCUGGCUGACUGGCUAAAGCCCUGGAAAAUAGCACUCCAGUUACAGAACGAGUCUACAUUGCAAGAUUUUGUUUCAGGCCCUACUUGUUUUAUAUUUAUGUUACUGGCACGGUUCCUAAUCCUUACCACUUAAUAUGGUAAUUCUGUCCAUUUUAAUGGGGAAUAGCUAACCUUCCAUGCUAUUUAUUUUAUUUGUUUGUGUGUUUGUGUGUUUGUUUUAAAAGCAUUUGUAUACUGCUAUUCAUUAAAAAACCCAAAGUGGUUUAUAACAAUAGAACAAAAAAAACCCCAUACAAUAAAAAAAUAUUAAAAAGUUCAAAUCAGAUGUCAGUUAACUAUUAUGGAAAGAUGUAUUCUUAAUUUCCUGCAUAGGCCUGAUGGAAUAGAAGGGUUUUCAGCAGGCAUUUAAAACUUGGAACAGAAGGUGCCCUCUAUUCUGAAAUAGAAUUAAAUAUUUUUAUUUACUGGAAACAAUUAUGAACCUCCAUCAUUAUGAAUUUGUUUCCAACUAGGUGGACAUGCAUGGGAAUAUUCUGCUAACGUCCCUCGAAAUUCACAAUGAAGUUGCAAGCAAUGAGGUCACCACAAGCGUCACCGAUCCUCAGAAUUCAACAAUAUCCUUUGACAGCUCAGGUAUCCAGUACAGAAAACAGAGUUCGCAUCGAGAAAACCUUGGAAGGCGUACAUUGGACAGAACUGGCGCCCACACUAAGAAGAGUCAUUUACGGAGAAGGUCUUCACAGCUAAAGAUAAAAAUUCCUGACCUAACAGAUGUGAACGCCAUAGACAGAUGGUCAAGAAUGGUGUUUCCUUUCACAUUUUCUCUUUUCAACUUAAUCUACUGGCUAUACUAUGUCAACUAAACUGACUUUACUUCUUUUUUUAAAAAAAAAAAGACUUCAACAAGUUAAAUAUUAAUUUGCC